AUGUCUACGCAAACCGCCCUCCAUGACGACGUGCCACCCCCGUAUACAACAACACAAUCAACAUCUUCUCAAUUGCAGACACAGCAGCUCACCAGCAAUACGUCUUGUGUCCAACACACACAGCCAUCAUCAAAUGAAUCGAAGAAGCAAUCCCGCUGGCAGCGCCUAAAGCAAGACAAUCAGGACCGCAAAGCUAAGAAGAAACACGUCACGCAUGAAGAAGCAGCGAGAAUGGUCGGACAUGAUGAGGAUUGGUUGAAGGAGAGGGCGAUGGGGAAGGAGGGGGAGAAUGGGUGGGUCAAGAAGGGCAGUGGUGGCGACGGGGGGUAUACGAUUAUGUAA
This is a messenger RNA of Parastagonospora nodorum SN15, 342 nucleotides long. RefSeq lists its product as hypothetical. The transcript is spliced from 2 exons. The coding region runs from base 1 to 342 and encodes 113 amino acids. Lineage: Eukaryota; Fungi; Ascomycota; Dothideomycetes; Pleosporales; Phaeosphaeriaceae. The record is from RefSeq and is a predicted model, not a curated record.